GCGUUCAUUUGUGUCAUGAAGAAGUCUUGCAGGCUCUCAGUUUGCUCCCGUGGCUUCAACAGAUCGUGUUGUGGCCGUGCCUGCAUGCAUGUGGUUGCAGAGAAAUCUUUUUCACACUUGCAGGGAACGCAUGCGCGGAGAGGAAACCAACUGGUUUGUGUCAAGUCGGAGGCAGACGGAUGUGAUCGAGCUGAAAAUCACCUGUAUUCUGGCAUUCAUGGUGACACAUCCAUGGGCUCAGAGAGGGCGGAGAUGCGCAAGAGACAGAUGCAGGUUCAUCAGGAAGCAGCUGCCAGUGUCCUCCAAGCGCGCCACAAAAUGGGAAACACCCCCACCAACGCCUCAAACGCCUGCUGCUUCUGCUGGUGCUGCUGCUGUAGCUGCUCCUGUUUGACUGUUAGAGGUGACGAAGAAACCAUACAGAGGUCAACGUUUGAGCAGCAGCCAGAAGGAAACUCCAACUGUGAAGAAAGCCCGAAACCCACUGUGGACGAAGCUCGCUCCUGGGCGGUGUCGUUCGAGAAGCUGAUGAAAAGUGCAGCUGGGCGAAGCUGCUUCAGGCAGUUCCUGAGGACGGAGUUCAGCGAAGAGAACAUGAUGUUCUGGCUCGCUUGCGAGGAUCUGAAGAAAGAGACGAAUAAGACGGUGGUGGAGGAGAAAGUCCGCCAAAUAUACGAGGACUUCAUCUCCAUUCUGUCCCCGAAAGAGGUCAGCUUGGACUCCCGCGUCCGAGAGGUGAUAAACCGCAACAUGCUGGAGCCGACCUCGUGCACGUUCGACGACGCUCAGCAGCAGAUCUACACGUUGAUGCAGAGAGACUCGUACCCUCGCUACAUAAACUCACCCGCGUACACGGAUCUGCUGAACAGCUUGGAGGAGCCUCCCCCCGAGCCAUAAACUCUCUCCACUGCCCCACCGUUAGCUUUUCAGCGCAUGCACCCCCCCCCCCAAACACACACAUACUCAAACAAAAGGAGGAGCUUUUGUGUAAAAAGUCAGAGACCUGCUAUUUAGAAAAAGACGGACAGGAAAAUGAACCCAGCUGAAAGCCAGUCUUUAUCCAGCUGGUAACUGCUGUUUAUUUCCGCAUGAUUAGUGGAUUUCCAAACCCUUCAGAGCAACCGAGAACAAAAGCUAGGUUCGGCAUCUGUUACUGUAUUUGUUCAGAAAACAUAUCUAUAUUUUUAUACAUAUAUAAAUAUAUAUAAAUAUAUUCCCUAGCGCUUGACAUUGCACUUUUCUACCUUAUUUAAAGCGGGAAAGCAUGUAUCUGUGAGCACUGCAUUUGUAUUUAGGUAUAUUGUGAGCCUUAAUGCAUAUUCAGUUCUUGUAGAAACUUGUAGGUUUUAUUUAAAUGUACCUUAGGAAGAAAGGAAAGUGCCUUGGAUCAACAUCUUCUACACAAGCACCUUUUAGUCCGACGUGAACGGUGCGACAAUGACUUCACAUGUUGGUGCUUUCAGCUCUUCUCAAAGAUAUAUAUAUAUAUAUAUAUAUAUAUAUGAAAGGUUUUUACAACUCGAUGAGCUGAUACCCAGAGAUCGAUCUCGUCUGUGUGUUUCAAUACUGUGAUAUUAGUCAUAUAUUUAAUUUCAACAGAACAGGGAAAAAUAUGCUGAAUACAUGACCAUGAACACUGAUAUAUUUAUGUAUGAUUUAAAGACAAAAAAAAGGGAAUUUGUGUGAAAUAGCUAUUUGAAUUCUCACGAAUUAAAUAAAGCACAAUCAUAUGUUCUUGCUCUCAUUUGAUAUGAGCAUUAAUAAAAUGUUUUGUGAAUUCUUUAUUGGGCUGCCUCAGAGACCCAUCUGCACCCCUUAACCAGCUAGAUAUACAGAAGCUUAUAUAAAUGCAUUAUGUGCAUUAGUACGGUAAAUAUGGAACUUUUAAUUAUUUAUUUCAAAAUUUAAAUGCACCCACUUUACUUUUUGGUUAUAAUUCUGCCGGACAUUUGACCACUCCUUUUGGCAGAAUGAGCCGAUUUGAUUUAAAUUAGCAGGUUUACUGCAUGAAGUUCAGUUAUUUUAGAGUUGAGGUUUGGGCUAGGCAGGUUAGCCUACUUGAUUUGAUUAAAAAAAAUAAAUAACAGCCUGGAUGCGUGUUUGGACUGAUUAUCCUUCUGGACCACCAAACUGACCAACAGCAUUAGAGUUGGCUUUAAAUGCAAUAAUGUGGUAAUGCAGUAUUUCACCGUUUAUUGGCAACUAGACCAAUUAAAUCACCUCUAAAUCAAAAUCUAUUAAUAGCUGAACUUCGAAAACUCGGCAUGGACUUUCCUAAAGAUAAAUAUGGUUCUUAAAGCACAGUUUGUGAUUAAGUUUUAACCUAGACUUGCAUUUGUUAAAGAGAAUCUGGAAGCCAAAAAAAAAAG
This is a messenger RNA of Poecilia reticulata (guppy), 2369 nucleotides long. RefSeq names its product regulator of G-protein signaling 20-like. The record is from RefSeq and is a predicted model, not a curated record. NCBI's taxonomy places the organism in Eukaryota, Metazoa, Chordata, Actinopteri, Cyprinodontiformes, Poeciliidae.